ACUACUGCGCAUUGUUUCACUUUUUGAUUUCCUCUUUAAUGUUUAAGUCAUAAAUAUUUACUGAUCAUUUGUCUUGAAACGCGACAAAGUGAGAAAGAUGCCAGAGAAGAUUAUCACGUUUUGAGAAGUAAACGUCAAAUACAGUUCUGAUGUUAUCUCCUCUGGACCAUUUCACAGUGUCAGAAGAUUGAGGGGGAAACAUGAGCUCUGAUGAAGAUGUGGCAGCUGUAUCCAGACAUUCUUAUUUCAUAGGGAAGAAAGAGAAUAUAAUUCAAGCCAGACGGGUGGUGAAGUCAGUUGGUGAAAGAGAUGUUCUGGUGAUUUACCACAAGGGGGACUUCUAUGCUAUUGACGUGCGCUGCUAUCACUCUGGAGGUCCACUUCAGGAAGGAGAUAUAGAGAAGGACUUUGAUGGACGCACAUGUUUAGUGUGCCCGUGGCAUAAGUAUAAAAUUACAUUAGCUGAAGGUGAGGGUCUCUACCAGGCAGUGGACCCUUCUGUGAAGCCCCUGAAACCAACCUGGUGCUCUAAAGGCAUAAAACAAAGAGUCCACACAGUGACAGUGUCUAACGAAGAUGUGUUCCUCACCUUAAAUAACUCUCCAGGACCCAUUGACUCUGAUUACUAUCAGACUGAGAAAUAUAGAAACACCUUCCUGAAAGAAGGGCAGAAGAAAACAAAGUGACCUCAGGGGAAGAUAGAUGGGAUAAGUGAGUGUCUCAAGCAUCAGCUGAUCAGCAAACGUGUUCUGCUGAAUUUGUUUUCAUCUGUCUCCGCUGGAAACCUAGUUGAGUUAUAAAGCUGAGUUAUAAAGCACCAUUUUCCAAAAAUCAGCCUGUCCAUCAAGUUUGUUGGUGGUCCAAGAUGGUUUACUAACUAAUGAUCAUUUUAGACCAACUAAAAACCAGCUAGCAUGUCCCAAAACCAUUUUUGAGCCUUUUACGGUACUUUGUCACAAGUGUUUUUUAAUGGACAAAUCUACUACUUAUGAACUAUUUGAAUCCACCUACAUUUUCAAUGUUUAGACAGACUUUUGUAGAAGUUGACUUGAAAUAUGUAACUUUUUAUUUUAUAAUAAUUUAAUCACUAAAUCAGGCUACUAACGUGAUUUUUGCUCACAAUCUUGUAUCUAAUCCCAUGGAUUUUCUCACUUUUAUUACUCCGAUAUGCAAAUUUAGUGACAAGUGCACAGAAUAAUAAAAUGUAAAAAAAAAAAAAAAAAAAAAUUUUUAUAUCAACUUUUAUAACAAGUUGGGCACAUUCAUAUUAACGUUACACGUUAAUGAAAAAGAUUAUAAGUGUUGCUCAUAUCUGUAUACAGUCAUAGGUAAAAUAAUGUUUAUAUUUAAUUAUAUUCCCUGUUUAAAAUAAAGAAUGAACACAAUAUACGCUUUUUAGUCUAAAUUCUGUGAACAGGAGAGCGGUCCUCCGAGCUGGUAGGGGAUUUGAUUUAAGAACUGACAGUGAUGACUGUUGAACUGAUAGUGGAGUGUGUCUGGGCUCAGAGGGUGACAUGGAAAAAUGAGAGGCCAAGGAUGGAAGUGAAAGGAGCGAGUUUGAAUGAGAGAAAAGGGUUUGUAAUCUGUGUGUAAACAGGAGUGGUUAAGGCGGACUUGUGGACCUGAGGAAUGCUUAAAAAUAGCAAUUGGAGAUAACAUUCUACACCAACACCAAUGACCAAAAAAGACCUGUAGUUAAAAUAGAAAAUAAGAUGGAAUACAGGAUGUAAUUUCCUUACAAUCAAUAUCAAGCAUGCAAUUCAUACAGGUUUAGUGACAUUUCUGUAACAUGCAUAUUAUACAAAACAAUAGUUUUAAUAGUUUUUAUUUUUAUUUGUACAAUCAUAUCAACUCAAAAAUAAAUACAUACAUUGUCCCAGUAUUUUGUUUAACACAAAGACUACAAUCCUUUGGAGGUAAAGCAUGUAAAAUAACAUCACUACCACUGCACUUUAGGCUUUACUCUUGAGGAGUCAAAAGCUUCAAAAAUGACUGAAAACCUUUCAUAUAUUUCUGCCAUUCAGCUAUGCAGCUUUCUGUGAAGACCAAAUAUUUCCAUAGUACAUUGUACCUGAUUAAAAAAGUUCUAAGUGACAGUACAAGACAAUAAGAAGUAUAGAAUUAAAUCUAAAAUCUAAAGUGAUACAUUAAAAUAUACCCCACAUGUACAGUCUUAUUACAGUAUCGGCACCGCUUCAGUACCUGUGCCCCUCCCUCCUCCCACGUACCCUGUAAACCGAUGCAAAUUAAUGAGAGUUAGUUGAUAUGUAUUUGCACAGUUAGUUAGAAAGUCUUCAGUGGAAUAUAAAAAUAAACUGUAAUCACAGCACUCUGUUUUCCUUUUACCAGGCAUGUUAGUUAUGUAACUCAUCAACCUAUCACAGCUCAACUCCAGUUCCUCAGGCUUGCUUUCUCUGCAAGGGGUAUUUGUGUGUGUGUGUGUGUGUGUGUGUAAAGGUGGCUGAGAAAAAUAGAGCAGGAAUGUAUGUAUUUCAGACUGGAAACAUUGUGUAGGCUAUAUCAUUUGUGUAUGCACUCAAAAAAAUGAUUUUUCACAUUUGUUCACUUUACCUGAACAAUUCAUGUUGAAUUAAUGCCAGUUUGGCUAUUUUUCAGUUCAACAUGAUUGUGUCAUGUUAAACUGACUUAAA
Carassius auratus (goldfish) is the source of this 2651-nucleotide messenger RNA. Its product is annotated as Rieske domain-containing protein. The transcript is spliced from 4 exons. Lineage: Eukaryota; Metazoa; Chordata; Actinopteri; Cypriniformes; Cyprinidae. The record is from RefSeq and is a predicted model, not a curated record. Gene Ontology annotation, molecular function: 2 iron, 2 sulfur cluster binding. Bases 201 to 686 code for a protein of 161 amino acids.